Messenger RNA from Silurus meridionalis, 2320 nucleotides. RefSeq names its product insulin-like growth factor binding protein 6b (gene igfbp6b). Bases 437 to 1048 code for a protein of 203 amino acids. The transcript is spliced from 4 exons. Lineage: Eukaryota; Metazoa; Chordata; Actinopteri; Siluriformes; Siluridae. The record is from RefSeq and is a predicted model, not a curated record. Gene Ontology annotation, molecular function: insulin-like growth factor II binding; insulin-like growth factor I binding; fibronectin binding. Gene Ontology annotation, cellular component: extracellular region. Gene Ontology annotation, biological process: regulation of insulin-like growth factor receptor signaling pathway.
GUUACCAUGGCAAAUACGACCAAAACCGGUGUGACAUGUUCAUGUAUGGUGCGUUGCACGUAUGCCACAUUCGUAUUUCAGGAAAACAAGUGCUUCCAGAUGUGAGAGCGAAAGAAGAAAUGCUGGAAUGGAGCUUGAUCAUUUCUGAAAGGAAAAAUAAUCUCUUUCUUCCCCCACCUCUCUCUCUUUCUCCCUCCCUCCUUUCCUUGCUCUCUCUCUCUCUCUCUCUCUCUCUCUUUCAGUCCCAGCCCCUGAAGGUGUCAUAACCAUGCUCUCUCUUUCUCUCUCUCUAUCACCGCCUUUCAGAUAUUUAAAAGCUGCUGCUCUGUGUGUUUCUCAGGAUCGUGUCCUCUGGCACUCAAGCUGAUCGGAGCACUCGAGCAAAAGCUGCGAAAGAGAAACGGCGCUCCAGAAAUAGCAUCGGCCAGGAGCACGUAUGAUCGGCGGAGGAGCACAGAAGAUGCCUUUGCUCUUGAACUUGACAGCCGUUGUCCUGUUGCUCUUCACUCACUGUGGAUCCUGGACUCUGGCCACCCGCCUGAGUCACCACAAGAUCUGCCCAUCCUGCAAAGACUCCCGAGCUUCCCGGGACCCCAUCGGGGCAGCCAACACAGCUGUCCUGGCGUUAGGGGAGCCAUGUGGGGUAUACACACUGAGCUGUGCCAAGGGCCUGCGUUGCAUGCCUCCACCCCGCGACCACAGCCCGCUCCAAGCGCUGCUGCAGGGCCGAGGCGUGUGCACCAAGCAGAUCAGGACGAGUCCCACCGAAAAACCCCAUACUGCAGGUCCGCAUCCUUCCCACAGCGGUGAAAUCGAAAAGGCGCCAUGCCGGAAGCUGCUGAACGCCGUGCUGCGUGGCCUCGAGCUCACCGUUUUUCAGUCCGACCGUGAUAUCUACAUCCCCAACUGCGACACUCGUGGCUUCUACAGAAAAAAGCAGUGUCGGUCCUCGAAAGGCAUGCAGCGCGGCCAUUGCUGGUGCGUCGACGAAUUAGGUGUUACCUCUCACGCCGGCGAGGACGCCGCUUUACCAUGCGACGGAGAGUGAGACGGGGCGCGAGGUGCCACACAUUCUGAGCCAGGAGGAAAAAGAGGUAGAGGAGGAGAGUUCUGUGAGGGAGGGAGGGCGAGAGGGAAAGAGAGAGAGAAAAAGAGAAAGGGACAGGAGGAGGACGAGCCACUCAUGCUAGACCCUGCCUGGCCAGGAGACACCAGGGGAAAACCACUCAACACACGAGGACACACACGCUCCUCGCCCAAACACUCCAUCCACACCACCGAAGGUUUCACAACACUGCCAUAGAACCAGUGCAUAAGCACAAAGCUGACACGAGACACUCCAUCGCUCCAAACAAGACCCUCCACCCUGGCCACAUAGUAGCAUCCAUUAUCUCUGUGAUAGCCAUCACUGCCUGUGUCUUCUGUAUCUCCAAGUAGGCCGUAAAAGCGGGCUUGGGGUGCCUUCUUUUUUUCUUCUCCACCUCCUCUGCUAUCCCCUCUCCCUCCCUCGGAAGAUACACUGACUAAAUUAACAUGUACAAAAGCAAAUUACGCCUUUCCUGUUUAAUUUAUUUCCGGAGUGUUAUCGUGUUUCCUUUGAAAUGUUAUAUUUCAUGUAACCGUGACCAUUGAUACAAGAGUACCGUACAUGCACACGAUCCGCUUCUGUUGUGACAGUCCGAGUGUUAAUACACACAUCAUUUGUACAUACUUUUUUUAUUUUUAUUUUUUUUGGUUGCCAUUGGGUGAUAUGUUCUUGAAAGCUAAUGACUAUUACUCUAUCUGAAAAGGCAUAUUUUUAUAUACUUCAAUAUAAUAUUUUAUAUAUAGAUUGAUGCUUUAUUUAAGGAACUACGAUACCAUGUAUUUUUAUAUUGUCAACAUCGUUGUUUUGUUGUUGUUGUUGUUGUUGUUGUUUCGUUUGGUUUCUGGUUGGUCAUUGUCAAGUUUAAAUUCAUGUUAAAUGAAAAACGACGAAAAAAAAGAAGAAAGAAAUUAAUAUUAUAAAUGGCACACUCUUCGGAUAUAUUGUACUACCAAACACGUUUUAGCAAUUAUUCGCUCGUUUGCUGAUUUGAAUCAUUCUGAAUUGGUAUACGGUCAUAAAAAAAAAAAAAAACGGACUCAAUGGAUAUCUAUUUUCUCACUCCAGACUGAAUAGAGGUAAAACCAAAAUGCUGUAAAAUAAAAGUGAACACAUUCUUCUCAUGUCGUAUCGUGUGAGUGUGUACGUUCCAGUGAUCGCAGGAGGCUCUGCAAAGCUGCAAAGUACAAGAACUUUAAGAAAAAUAAAGAACAAAAUGCUAUAUUACUAUUAUAA